Messenger RNA from Clunio marinus, 2221 nucleotides. Lineage: Eukaryota; Metazoa; Arthropoda; Insecta; Diptera; Chironomidae. The record is from the annotation of a GenBank genome assembly.
UUAACGAAAUUGUUCACUUUUAUUGAAACGGUUCAACCGUUUCAUGGUGUAAAAAAUAACAAACAGCAUCAAAAUGAAUUUUAUUCCGAAUUUUCAAGCUUAUCCCAUGACAUUGAAUGUUGAAAUUAAGCAGGAAAGUAUCGUGCCGCAAAACAUUUUCAAUUGUUCCAUUUGCAAUGAAACUUUUCGCAACAAGAAAAAUUUAAAAGAUCAUAAACAAAGGCAGCACCAACAAAUAAACAACCAGAUGAAGUCUGAGUCGAAGGGAAGAAAAGCGAAAAUUGAAGCAAAUUCACUUUCAUUCAACGUGAACUAUGUUCCUCAUCAGCCAAAAUUCCAAUGUGAAUAUUGUUUCAAAGGAUUUGAUCAAUCUCACCGACUCAAGCAGCAUCAAAUUUCUCAUCGGGAACCAAUCUUCCAGUGCGAUCAGUGUGAAAAGAAAUUCAAAUGCCAAUAUCGUCUAAAAUAUCACAAGAAUGAACAUACACCGGGCUCAACUCAAGUCUGUAAUGUUUGCCAUAAAAUCUUCCCAACAUUGAUUCGUCUCCAGCAGCAUCAAAUCAUGCACAAUGAUAAAAUAUAUCAUUGUCAAGAAUGUGACAAAGGUUUUAAAUGCAAAUACCGAUUGAAGUAUCACGAAUUGAAUCAUUAUCAUAAGGCAUAUGAAUGUCCAAUUUGUACGAAGCGUUUUGCUUUACCAUCACGUUUAGCACAACAUCUAUCAAUUCAUGAUGAUAAUACGCCAAGUUUCUCUUGCGAUUUUGUAAACUUAAAACAGACGAUGAAAAUUUUUAUAUUUUUCCUUAUUUCCACGGUAGUGACACAGAUUCAGUCGGUUUCAAUUGUGAAAAAGAAUGAAGAACUUUUUCCGGUUUCCAUUAUUCAUUUGAAUGAUUUUCACGCACGUUUCGAAGAAACUAAUUGGGAUUCAACACAAUGCAAAGAACAUUUGGGGCAAGUUUGCAUCGGAGGAUAUGCACGUGUAAUGACCAUUGUGAAACAACUUUUAAAGGAACGUAACGAACAAAAUAAGAAUCCAAUAUAUCUUAACAUUGGAGAUAAUUUUCAAGGAACUUUAUGGUAUGAAUUACUUGGAUGGAAUGUUACAAGUCAUUUCCUUAAUAUUCUUCCCGCGGAUGCGACAACACUUGGCAAUCAUGAAUUUGACAGAGGUGUUCAAGAAGUGGUACAUUUCCUUGAACAUCUUACAUCACCGGUUGUUGUCUCUAACUUAGAUGACACUGACGAGCCUUCACUGAAAGGAUUGUACAAAAAAUCGAUCGUUAUUGAGCGUAGUGGCCGAAAAAUUGGUCUUGUAGGUGCACUUGUAGUUGCAACUCUUGAUAUUUCGAGUCCUGAAAAACUUCAUAUUCUGAAUGAAAUUGAAUCAGUUAAGACAGAAGCAUCGAGAUUAAAGACAGAAGAAAAUGUUGACAUCAUUAUUGUGUUAUCACAUUGCGGGUUAGUAAUUGAUCGUGAGAUGGCAAUUAAUGGUGGCUCUGAUAUAGAUGUAAUUGUCGGCGGUCAUUCUCAUACACUUCUUUAUUCGAGCACUCCAGUUCCUGUUGACGUAGUCGCAAAUCGUGAAGUUGGAGAAAUUAAAACAACUCUUUAUCAGAAAGAUUGCGCGUUUGGAGAAUGCAACGUUGGAAGUUUCGUAACCGAUGCUUUUGUUAAUUAUUUCAUUGAUCAUCCUGAUUAUCAGGAGAAUGAUGGAUCAUGGACAUAUGCAACAAUUGCAAUUACAAAUGCUGGUGGAAUUCGAACAACCUUAUCAAGCGGUGUAGUCUCUUAUGAUGAUUUGUUUACUUCACUUCCAUUCCAAAACACUAUUGACACAUUUGAACUUCAAGGGAAACAUUUACUCGAAGCUCUUGAAUUUUCAGCAGCAGCCUAUCGUUAUUAUAACUUUUUGCAAUUCUCUGGUUUGCGAGUAGUUUUCAAUGUGACAAAAUCAGAGAAUGAACGGGUUGUGUCUGUUGAUGUUUUAUGUCGUCAAUGUGACAUUCCAAAAUACGAAAAAUUGGAUCCAGAAGAAUGGUAUCGGAUUAUAAUGCCUAGUUUCAUUGGAGGUGGGGGAAAUGGAUAUGUGGUGUUUGGAAAUAAUCGGCGAAAUCACCGUCGUGGUGAUAAGAAAGAUGUAGAAGUUGUAGAAUUGUAUUUGAAAAAGAUGACUCCAGUCAUUCAACGAAAGGAUGGAAGAAAUAUUGUUGUUAUAUGA